CGGAUCCGCGGCGCGCUGCACACAAGAUGGCGCGGCCGGCCGGGGAGGCUCGGGCCCCGCCGCCGCCCGGCCCGCUGCUCCUGUGCCGCCGCGCCGCUGCUGCGCUUGCUGCCGCUGCUGCUGCUGCUGCGGCCGCGCGCCGGCGGCUGUGCCGGCCGCGGGCGCCCUGCGCGGCCGCCUGCACUUGCGCCGGGGACUCCCUGGACUGCGGCGGGCGCGGGCUGGCGGCGCUGCCCGGGGACCUGCCGUCCUGGACGCGGAGCCUAAACCUGAGCUACAACAAACUCUCUGAGAUCGACCCUGCUGGCUUUGAGGACUUGCCGAAUCUGCAGGAAGUGUACCUCAGCAAUAACGAGCUGACAACCAUCCCGUCCCUGGGUGCCGCCUCGUCACAUGUCGUCUCUCUCUUUCUACAACACAAUAAGAUUCGCAGCGUGGAGGGGACCCGGCUGAAAGCUUUCCUUUCCUUGGAGGUGUUGGAUCUGAGUUCAAACAACAUCACAGAGGUCCGGAGUUCCUGCUUUCCACACGGGCUGCCCCUAAAGGAGCUCAACCUGGCGAGCAACCGGAUCGGCACCCUGGAGUCCGGAGCAUUUGAUGGCCUGUCACGGUCGCUGCUGACUCUCCGCCUGAGCAAGAACAGGAUCACCCGGCUUCCUGUAAAAGCAUUCAAGCUACCCCGGCUGACACAGCUGGAUCUCAACCGGAACCGGAUUCGGCUGGUCGAGGGCCUCACGUUCCAGGGGCUUGACAGCUUGGAGGUGCUGAAGCUGCAGCGGAACAACAUCAGCAACCUGACGGACGGGGCCUUCUGGGGCCUGUCCAGGAUGCUCGUGCUGCACCUGGAGCACAACAGCCUGCAGGAAGUGAACAGCGGCUCGCUGUACGGCCUGUCGGCCCUGCACCAGCUGCACCUGGGCAGCAACGCCAUCUCCCGCAUCCACCGCAACGGCUGGAGCUUCUGCCGGAAGCUGCACGAGCUGGUCCUGUCCUUCAACAACCUGACACGGCUGGACGAGGAGAGCCUGGCAGAGCUGAGCAGCCUGAGUGUCCUCCGCCUCAGCCACAAUGCCAUCAGCCACAUUGCGGAAGGCGCCUUCAAGGGACUCAAGAACCUGCGAGUCUUGGAUCUGGACCAUAACGAGAUCUCGGGCACGAUAGAGGACACCAGCGGCGCCUUCACGGGGCUGGACAGCCUCAGCAAGCUCACUCUGUUUGGAAACAAGAUCAAGUCCGUGGCUAAGCGAGCAUUCUCGGGGCUGGAAGGCCUGGAGCACCUGAACCUCGGAGAGAACGCCAUCAGGUCUGUGCAGUAUGAUGCCUUUGCGAAGAUGAAGAAUCUUAAGGAGCUCCACAUCAGCAGUGAUAGCUUCCUGUGUGACUGUCAGCUGAAGUGGCUGCCCCCGUGGCUGGCGGGCAGGACACUGCAGCCCUUCGUGACGGCCACCUGUGCCCACCCGGAGUCACUGAAGGGCCGGAGCAUCUUCUCUGUGUCGCCGGACAGCUUCGUGUGCGACGACUUCCCGAAGCCGCAGAUCGUCACCCAGCCGGAGACGACCGUGGCCGUGAUGGGCAAGGACAUCCGGUUCGUGUGCUCGGCCGCCAGCAGCAGCAGCUCGCCCAUGACCUUCGCCUGGAAGAAGGACAACGAGGUGCUGGCCGACGCGGACACGGAGAACUUCGCCCACGUGCGCGCGCAGGACGGGGAGGUCAUGGAGUACACCACCAUCCUGCACCUGCGCCAGGUCACCUUCGGGCACGAGGGCCGCUACCAGUGCGUCAUCACCAACCACUUCGGCUCCACCUACUCGCACAAGGCGCGGCUCACCGUGAACGUGUUGCCGUCCUUCACCAAAACGCCUCAGGACAUCGCCAUCCGGACCGGCACGAUGGCCCGCCUCGAGUGUGCCGCCACCGGCCACCCCAACCCCCAGAUCGCCUGGCAGAAGGACGGAGGCACGGACUUCCCCGCUGCGCGCGAGCGCCGCAUGCACGUCAUGCCCGACGACGACGUGUUCUUCAUCACCGACGUGAAGGCGGACGACACCGGGGUCUACAGCUGCACGGCCCAGAACUCGGCCGGCGCCGUCUCGGCCAGCGCCACCCUGAGCGUCCUAGAGACGCCGUCGCUGGCCGUGCCGCUGGAAGACCGCGUGGUGGCGGUGGGGGAGACGGUGGCCCUGCAGUGCAAGGCGGCGGGCAGCCCCCUGCCCCGCAUCACCUGGCUCAAGGGUGGCCGCCCGCUGGGCCUCUCGGAGCGGCACCACUUCACGCCCGGCAACCAGCUGCUCGUCGUGCAGGACGUGGUGGCGGAGGACGCGGGCCGCUACACCUGCGAGAUGUCCAACACGCUGGGCACCGAGCGCGCGCACAGCCAGCUCAGCGUCCUGCCCGCGCCCGGCUGCAGGAAGGACGGGACCACCGUGGGCGUGUUCACCAUCGCCGUGGUGUGCAGCGUGGUGCUGACGUCGCUGGCGUGGGUGUGCGUCAUCUACCAGACGCGCAGGAAGGGCGAGGAGUACAGCGUCACCAACACAGAUGAAACCAUCGUGCCACCAGAUGUUCCCAGCUACCUUUCUUCUCAGGGGACCCUGUCCGAGCGACAGGACGCUGUGGUCAGGACGGAGGGCGGCCACCAGGCCAACGGGCACAUCGAGAGCAACGAACCCGGCGGCCCGCCCGCGCGCGGUGACGGCGGCCCCACGGAGCAGGCCCCGCGCGCCCAGCCGAGCACGCCCGCGGCCCGGGAGCCCGGCGGGAGCGAGCGAGAACAUUCUCCACCGCGGCUGAGCAGUGGGAACGUGGACGGGGCUGGCACCGACUACAGGGGGUCUCUGUACCCCAGUAACCACGACAGAAUGCUGGUGGCCUUGAAGAGAAAGCCAGCGGCGCCUCUAGACGCGAAAGAAUUAUUUUACGAUUCAUCCGUGUCAAGCAGAUAUCAACAGUUCAUUCCUUUUUUUGUUGGCAGGAGGAAGAAAUCAAAGGCGCUACGUAAUUCACAAAUUCAGCAAACAUUUACUAAGCACCUGCUAGGUGUUGGGCACCCAUAGAGUCAAGAAAAAAAAAAAAGGACAGUCGCUAGGUCUCACAUUUGAGGAGGGCGUGGUGGGGCAGAAGAAGAUAUAAAAGAGAGAAGAGAGGUGAUGGAGGCGGCUUCAAAAGGUGCUUGCUGUGGUCUGGGGGUGGGGGGACGACUUUGGUUGCCAAGGGGGAAAAACACAAUCCAAAUAGACUCAGAUGGCCCAAGACACAGUUUAAAAAUAGAAUGUCCACAGAUAGGCAUAACUUUUCACUAUCAGCUGGCCAGAAUAGUCUAAGAAGAUAGAAAUAAUUUUGUAUUUGACAUGGAUACUAAUAAAUACCUUAAACAAAAAAAACCCUAGAAAAACCAAAAGGUUUAAAGUGAGACAUUCAGUGGCAAACACAAAGCAUGACAUAAACACUGUAACAGCUGGAUGAUACAUGCUUAUGCAGAAGUCCGUGUCUUCCAGGCCCUCGACACUUUACACACAUUGACUCAUGUAACCCUCACCCAAGCCUUAUGAGGUACAUGUAAUUCUUGUGAUUUUUGCCAUUUUUAGACAAGAAAGUUGAGGCUCAGAGAUGUCAAAGCUGACACAGUUAGUGCCCAACUGGGAUCUGAAUGGAACAAUCUGGUGUGUGAAGCAUAAAAACCCCUGGAUUUGGAUCUACAGGUUGUAACUGUCUUGAUAGGGCCUAGAAUGGUAUCUCCGAGACACUGCAUUUCCACACACAGUUGCUACUGGGAUGACAUUAAAACAUCCAAGCGAAUGAACAAACUAUGUCGAUGUCCAAAACAACUUGCUUAAUAGGAAUUUGAAAUGAUUUUUCAAAAUGAGGGAUUGUUUGAAUAUAGAACUUGAAAAAAGUAAUAUUCAGACCAAUCGAAAAAGAUUAGUUAUUUACAAAUUAUUUAUUUGGGUACAACUCUAAACACAUAAAAUGACAAGACUCUAGCUGGUGUUAAAAAAAAAAUACUGUAUAUAAUUUAUGAUAAUAUUUUGAAAUUAUCUGUUUGCUCAUAUAUUUGCGGAACAGGACCCACUGUGAUAAACAAACUGGCUGAGAGGACAGGAAAAGUUAUUUACAGGAAGACUAAAGAUGCUCAUGACAGUGAGUGGGGAAACUGAGGCUGGUCCUGCUCCACACAAGGCCGUGUGUCUUGCAGACGGACAGAAUCACACGCGGCACAAUGAGAUCCCCCCCGACCACUCGGAGCUCAGCUUCUAAUGGAACGGCAUUAUAACAUACAAUUUAUCGGAGAAAGUAUUUUGGUGUCAAUAAAAUAUAUUAAUAUUUAAAUAAUGUGGAUGUAUAAUAGGGCUUUGGAUAUUUUUUUUUUUUUAAGGAUUUGUCUGAACACCAAAAAUUGUGUAAAUUGCCAUAAUUUCUCAACCUAAGUAAUUUCGUUGCUACAGAGGUGUGGCAUCGUUUCUGUCGGGGCAGAAGAACCAGUGGGGAGACGGGCACAAAAGUGGCCCAACCGAGCACCCUAAUGGGUGACAGAAAUGCCAUUAAUUGGAAAAACCAGACCCCAAGCAGCGUCGGGGUCCCAACUGUGCUGACGGAGAUCGUGCACCAAAAUAAAAAUAAGAAUUUUUAAACAGCAAGUGGCCAUACUUCCCCUGGUGUCUGCUUUUUUUUUUUUAAAUCCCAAUUCAGUGUCCCAUUUCCUUUUUCUUUUCAAAUAUAAAUGAAAUUUUCAGAUGAAUCUAUGGACAUUUGUGUAUAUUAAGUUUAAGUAACGAGGCCGGCAGUCAGAGAAAGGUUCUUAAUUUUGCUUCUGUGGGUUUUUCUUAAGUAAAACUUCCUUAACGUAGGUUGAUGAAUAGCUGACAUAAAAAAUCGAUUUUGAAAUAAAUUUAGAUUUCCAGAAGAGUUACAAAAACCGUAGAGUUCCCGAAUAGCCACCCCCCGGCUUGCAUACCUAGAACAAUUAUCAAAGCACGAGACAGGAACUCACUAAGCUACUGACCUUGACUCAGUCUCCCCAUAGUAACUGCUGUUCAAAGGCAUGCACUUUUUAAACAUCAGCCUGAUUUUUCAGUCAAUGGUAUUUCUAUCAUCCGUCAGGGUACCCAGUGGUGUUGCCGCGAGAGCAGCCAGGUGGUUCUGCACUCACUGCCCUGGGCCUGUCCGAGGAAGAGCACGAGGAGUAACCCGGCCUCGCCCCACCCCAAGAUCAGCGCCAGUGCUCACGGGACAGCACGCAGACCCCAGCACCAUACCCGGAAAUGGCCAGGAGUCCCAGCCUGGGCCAGGCGUCUGCUAUUAACGCAUGACAUGGAGAGAGAGCUAUUCCCCCCACACUUUAAAAGACCCACCCAAGCGAACGCCGCUUGCUUACGAACAACAAAUUGACAGUAAGUGCCUUACUUGGCCCCAGUGCAGGAAAACUUAUACUUUGGACUUCUUCAGCUGUUAUGUGGCUUCCAAUUUUGCAAGAAUAUGAAAUUGUACUAGCACAUGCUUUUUAUGGAACAGCAGCAGGUAUGCCUAGAGAGCCAUCUACUCAAUUCCAAAUUAAUAACCUCAGACGACUGUUUAUUUAGGAUAACAGAAAGGACAAUGCUUAGUUUUUUCCAAGCCCAGACUUGCUCUCAAUAUCCUCCUCUGUGUAGGUCUCACUGCUGGGAUCCACCUCCUGAAUUUUACAGCACUCAAAAGACAGCAGAUGAUUAUUCUCAUGCAAAUGCUCUCCAUACUGUAGCUGAUCAAGCUCAGUAUGUCGCUUUGGCACAUAUACUUUAAAAACAAUUAAAGCAACAACUACUCGUAGUUUUAUUAUUCAAUCGGAUGAGCCACCUCCCCGUGAAGUACUC
Messenger RNA from Microcebus murinus (gray mouse lemur), 5846 nucleotides. The record is from RefSeq and is a predicted model, not a curated record. NCBI's taxonomy places the organism in Eukaryota, Metazoa, Chordata, Mammalia, Primates, Cheirogaleidae.